AGGACACACAUUCCCAGCCAAAGGUUGCAAGGUAAAACAUUCACACGAGCUCUUGAAACGGCUUCGCGUUCUGGAAGGGAGUCACAGUCGGGGCCAAAGGCGGCAAAGCAUUCUUUCGCGGCCCUCUCGCAAGCAUGACAUCGCUGUCGCCUGAAAGGUCCGUUGCGAGGGUCUAUCAGGCCAAGAUAUAUAUCCGUCGACAUGCGCCGCCCUGAACGAUGAAGAAUAUACAAGUACCACAACAACCAGUCCUCUUCUCGCAUACAGUACAUUGCUUGCAUAUUUUGCUCUGCAGAUACACUGCCUCGCCUGAACCAAGAGAACCCUUUCUUCACGACUUUCUUUUACCGCCUGGUCGGGAUCUCCAACCAUGCAUUACCUCUUCGCGACCAUUGCAACGCUGAGUGCAUAUGCCCAUGCGGCCCCCAUUUCCACCGGAACAGAAGCUGUCGGUCCACGGGCCAUUACAGAGCGCGCUGCCUCACCGGAUACUGUCACACCAUGGAACAUUGCCGAGCGUGGCACCUUUCUCGACAAGGACCCAUUUGCAAAGGAGCCCUGUGCCGACGCAUACAUCAUGGCGCCGUAUUGCGUUCAUCCAGGUGAACAACCUUCGAUUGAACAGCAGCGCGAAAAUGCCCUUGCUACCCCAGCCAAGGAAUUUUUCGUAAAGAAGGAUGUCUUGCCAGAUUCAGUCACGCCGUGGAACAUUGCCGAGCGCGCCCCUGAUUCCACUCAGCCGUGGGACAUCGCCGAGCGCGACCCCGACUCCACUCAGCCGUGGAAAUCUGUCGUCGAACGCGAUCCGGAUACCGUGACUCCCUUGGACAUCGUCGAGCGCGACCCCGACACUGUAAAUCCCUGGAAGCGCAAUCCAGACACCGUGAACCCAUUGAAGCGCACGCCCGACUCAACUCAGCCUUGGGAUAUCGCCACACGCGAAGCUGAAGCCGAUUCAACCACACCGUGGGACAUCGCCGCACGUGAGCCCGAUUCAAUUACUCCUUGGGACAUCGCUGAACGCGACCCCGACUCCACUCAGCCCUGGAACAUCGUUGAGCGCGAGCAAUCCUCGUAAGACUGCCGCUCUACUGGUGAAGCGCCCUGAUAUCUUGCUUUGAUGGAAAUGGCCAUAACGCCCGCGACGGGAAGAUGAUGGAUAUUGGCGGCACGCCUGAAAUGGAUCGAGACUUAUGAAUGUCCUUUCUGGCAACUCAAGAGAUAAUGUGUCUUCAUUCAAAGAACACAAUCAUGUCUGUUUUGAUAGCACUCUUCUAUGUCUUUAUGAAUACUCACGAUCUUUUACAUGUUCAUGCAAGGCGCGGUUGUAAUUGUGAAUCAUCGUUUCGUGUCUGGUACUAAUUUGCGAGGGAGGUGACGACCACUAUGACACAUCCUGACAAGGAGUCGACAGAAC
Messenger RNA from Dissoconium aciculare CBS 342.82, 1417 nucleotides. RefSeq lists its product as uncharacterized. The transcript has a single exon. The record is from RefSeq and is a predicted model, not a curated record. NCBI's taxonomy places the organism in Eukaryota, Fungi, Ascomycota, Dothideomycetes, Mycosphaerellales, Dissoconiaceae. The coding region runs from base 371 to 1078 and encodes 235 amino acids.